This is a messenger RNA of Aphis gossypii (cotton aphid), 2510 nucleotides long. RefSeq names its product heat shock factor protein (gene Hsf). The coding region runs from base 599 to 2380 and encodes 593 amino acids. The transcript has 12 exons. Gene Ontology annotation, molecular function: DNA-binding transcription factor activity; sequence-specific DNA binding. Lineage: Eukaryota; Metazoa; Arthropoda; Insecta; Hemiptera; Aphididae. The record is from RefSeq and is a predicted model, not a curated record. Gene Ontology annotation, biological process: regulation of DNA-templated transcription.
UUGUGUUUGGCUCUUUUUAUGUUACUUAUAAAAAUUUAGCAUCCUUAUAAAAAUCAAGAAAUCUCAAAAAUAUGAAUGUAUAUAAUUUUAUUACAGUAAUUUCAAGCUCAAAUUACACAGUUAGAUAUUAUUUUCAGGGACUAAGAUAGGUAUAUCCACAGAACAAUAUAUAUAUCUUAGUAUAUUAUAUUUAAUAUAUUUAUUAAUUUUUUCAACCUAUCGUUAGUAAUUCACUAAUUCUACAGAAGUACAGAACUGUAGGAAAACCACAGAUUACAGAAAGUUAGAAAGAGGAAAACAAAAAAUAACAGCAAUGAUCUGUGCCCUGCGGGAUCACAGCUGCGGGAAGGUUGUUGGGAUUUUUACUUUUUCAGGUUGGUAGUAUUGAAUUAGAAAAAUUAAAAGAAUUUUUAUUCUUAUCACUUUGUGAGAACUGGGGUAUCACCAUAUCAGUAUUCAGUUCAAUAAUAUACAUUUUAUGUUACGACUUACGGAAAUUAUAUAGGUUUAUUUGAAAGUUCGAUAAUUUGACGAUAUUGAUGGUGUCAAAUUCUCCAAUCGUUGUGUUUUAAUAUACUCACGGUUCGUCGUAAAAGAAAUGAUGCCAGAUGACAAUCCUGCGAACGACCAAAGGAUUUCUUUAUUUUUAAGGAAGCUUUGGACAUUGGUCUGCAGUAAAGAAACCGACAAUGUGAUUACAUGGAGCGAGGAUGGUGACAGUUUUAUAAUUAACAAUCCUGUAGAAUUCUGUAAGGUUCUACCAAGAUAUUUCAAGCAUAAUAACUUUAUGAGUUUUGUACGACAGUUACACAUAUAUGGUUUUAGCAAAAGAAUAUCUGAUGUUGAUCACACAUCUAAUCAUGGAACAUCUUGUGAAUAUGCUCAUCCAUAUUUCAUGAAAGAACAUCCUUGUUUAUUGUUGUCAAUUAAGCAAAAGCGAGGGGAAAAAUUGCAUCAAGGCAUAAAAACCGAUAUUGAUUCAAUUGAAACAAUAAGUACACUGUUGAAAGAAGUUAACUCAGUUAAAGACAAAAAUAAGAUGCUUGAUUCCAAAUUUACUGCUAUGAAACAUGAAAAUGAGUGUUUGUGGCGUGAACUAGCAGUUAUUCGACAAAAGCAUAUGAAACAACAACGAAUUCUCAACCAGUUAAUCCAAUUUUUAGUUACCUUAAGACAACCUAGUACUAAUAAUACACUGUGCCGAGAAGUAAAAAAUAAUGUUAGGUAUGUUCUCCCUAUUAUGCACCAUAAGGCAUCAGAAAAGGCAACUUCCGGAGAAACAUUUACUAAUCCAAAGUAUAAACCAUCUACGUCAUCAGGACCUGUGAUUCAUGAAUUAGAUGCUGCUGAUAUUCUUAAUUCAAAUGAAGAUGGUAAAAUUCAUGGAGGAAUUUUUAAUGAUGUAGUAGAGCCAGAAGGUGUGGUACUUAGUCCUAGCAGUGUUUCGCAAAUGUUAAGUAGUCCUGGUGGUUCAACAGUUGAAGAGAUAUUUGCACCAAAUGAAAUUAUAAUGAAUUCACCAUUAGAUGACUUGAUCAGAGAAGUGUCUGUAUCUCCUACUGAAGAAUUAUUAGAACCAAAAACAACUAUUGUGACUGUUCCUUCAUCUAAUCCAGAAACAAAAAUAAAUAAAACUAGUAAUAAAACAUCUAAAAAAAGAACAAAAAAAGAUAUUAAUCCUUCAAAGAAAAGAAAGACAACUAUUGUUGAUAAUGUUCAAGACCUAAAAUCUACAUCUUCAGCAGUACCUUAUGUCAUUAAAGUAGAACCAAUGGGAGAUGAUCCACCAGUUAUUUCUAUUCCUGACAUAGAUUUUGUUGAGCCUGAAGUAACUAUUUCUAAUAAUGAUGAAUUAUGGAAUAAUGAAAUAACUUCAAAUUCUGAUAAUAUGCAACUUGCUAAUCCAGAACCUAGGCAAGUUAAUAUGUGUGACGGGAGCAGUUCUGUAUCACCAAAUUUUCUUAACAAUGUUAUGCAAAAGGAAGCUGUUUCUAAACAAAUUGAUUUGGUUCAAGCUGACUUGGAAAGUUUAUUGAAAGGAUUAAAUGAUAAAUACACAUUUGACGCAAAUAUGUUUCUUAAUUUCAUUAAUGAUGAUCCUACAAAUUUAAAUUUGCCUAUUACAUCAGAAGAACAGACACUUAAUGAUGCAAAAAAUGGGUUGAAUGUUACACCAGAUAAUCAAAUUGUGUCAUGUCUAUCCCCAAAUACAUAUGAUCUAAAUGAUUUAAUGACAGCUUCAGCAGACUGGACGAUACCAAAUACUCCCAUGUCAUUUGAUUCGUCAUAUGAAAAUGAUGCAUUAAAUACUCCAGUUAUAACUGAUUCUUUAUUAAACACUGAAUCACUUUAUCCAACUAUAUCCUCAACAGAAAAAUAAUUUACACAUAGUUAACUGUAGAUUAAUUAUAUAAUAUGUAUAUUUUGCAUAAUUUAUACGUAAUUUUUUGUUGAUUUGUUAAUAUUUUGAUGUCAUUAAGAUCAAAUUAUGUUCUAAAAAACCUAUCUUU